This is a messenger RNA of Paramuricea clavata, 664 nucleotides long. Lineage: Eukaryota; Metazoa; Cnidaria; Anthozoa; Malacalcyonacea; Plexauridae. The record is from the annotation of a GenBank genome assembly.
GGUGAUUUCAUUCGAUCUCAAGAAAGCCUUUGAUUCCGUUUCUCACAACAUCAUUUGUAAGAAGCUAGGAAAAACCAACAUUAAUCCAUAUGUAAUAAAUUGGAUUAGAAAUUUUUUGACUGAUAGGAGACAAAGAGUAAUAGUAAACGGAAUAGAAACAAAUUAUGUAGACAUAAACAAAGGAGUACCGCAAGGCACAGUUCUUGGACCAUUUCUAUUUUCCUUAAUGAUAAAUGAUCUAACAGUCAAAGAUCCAAAUAACAACAUACUAGUCAAAUUUGCAGAUGAUAUGACUGUUAGUGCUCCAGUGAAAAAUAAUUAUGACUCCGCACUAACUGAGGUAGACAAUAUUGAAAAAUGGACGGAAACAAACAGAAUGUCAUUAAAUCUAGAUAAAACAUGGGAAAUGGUUGUAAGUGGCAAAUCAACAAAUCCUUUACCAGAACCAAUAACGGGUAUCGAACGCAAGACUUGGCUGAAACUAUUGGGAACUACACUGCAGAAUGAUCCAAAUUGUUGGGACCUUCAAGUUAAUAAUUUGAUAUCUAAAGCUAGCAGUCGAAUGCACAUUUUGAGAAUAUGCAGAUCGUAUGGUUACUCUAAAAAAAAAUUAACAAUUCUCUUCGACGCACUUAUUAUGUCUUUAUUUUCUUAUGGAAUCGAA